Molecule: messenger RNA, 4380 nt
Organism: Ostrea edulis (European flat oyster)
Lineage: Eukaryota; Metazoa; Mollusca; Bivalvia; Ostreida; Ostreidae
Product: protein Wnt-11b-2-like
Exons: 5
Coding region: 716-1777 (353 amino acids)
Biological process (GO): multicellular organism development; canonical Wnt signaling pathway; neuron differentiation
Cellular component (GO): extracellular region
Molecular function (GO): frizzled binding; cytokine activity
Source: RefSeq, a predicted model, not a curated record
AGAGAGCGUUUGAUUUAAAUAAAAAAUGGAAAUUACACGUAGAAAAUAAUCCUGUUCUCUUCUCUGUAGCGAAUCUGAGGACUUAAUUCGAUAUGUAAUAAAUUUCACUGGAUGAUAGACGAAAAAUUAAUUUAUAUCCUCAGCGUUGGGAGUCUCGUUUUCUUCAUAGCCACGCGUAUCGCGGUCUGAAAUAGCGCAAUUCAGUGUGUAAGUUUACCAUGCUCGAAAAUAAAAUAACGGGGAAAACUAUACCGCCGAUUCCUCACGAGAUAUGGAGUUGCAGUUAGUUUAUGCUUCAUCAGAAAAAAGUGGGCCGGACAGUCACUCACCGGAGUCGUAAAUUAACGAUUCGGGACGGGGUAAAACUACUGCGCGCGAAGCCGUGGAGUCAUUGGACGGUGAACGUGUUCUGGCUUUUUCUACAGACGUUUUGUCCUUGUUCUUUCAGAUUGUGGAUGGGAUUCGGUAGUGAAAGAAGUGAAAAAAAUAAUUCUCCACUGCGUUGAGAGAAAAAGAAAAUUAUGUGCAUGUGUUUUUAUAAAUGAAAUGGAUUAUUUUUGUCCCUUGGUGCCAUUUCAUCACAGAGGGAACGGUGAGUUGGACACCACCGAAAAUUCUCUUCUGCAAACAGAAAUGUGACGGUCCUGAACAACAUGGAACUGCACAGUUCACUGUUUUCAUGAGUUUUCCUUUGGAAUUACUGAGUGUUUGAAGCAUGAGACGUUACGAACCUGUGGUGUCGUCUUUAUUUGUGAUUCUAUUAGUUUGUUCCCGGAUCGCCGCAGUCCGGUGGUUAGCUCUCUAUCAAAGCAAGCAGAAAUCCUGGACGGACGAUAAGAAUUGCUCCAAAUCCUUGGGACUUCUAGGCAAGCAGACGAGGCAGUGUAGGCAAAACCUGGACCUAAUGGGAACUAUAUCUCAUGCCGCGUACGUUGCCAUGGAUACCUGUCAAGGACAGUUUUCAGACCGAAGAUGGAAUUGCUCGUCUAUUCGGAAGACACCUAAACUAUCACGCGAUUUAGCGAGAGGAACAAGAGAGCAAGCCUAUGUGUACGCUAUAUCAUCCGCAUCUCUCGUGCAUUCCAUUGCACGUGCAUGUAGCGUAGGAGUUACCAACAAAUGCAGCUGUGGUACUUUGCCUAACUACCCGCCCCAAGGGAACUUUAAGUGGGGUGGGUGCGGGGACGACCUGAAAUAUGGGCUUCACUUCAGUGAGCAGUUUACUGACGCAGAACUGAUGAAGAAAGGGAAAAUUAAAAACUCAAAGAAGUCACAGAUGAACAGACACAAUAACAAAGUGGGGCGACUGAUUGUUGCCAGAAGCAUGACCAGAGCCUGUAAGUGUCACGGGGUGUCGGGCUCGUGCUCCAUCAAAACGUGCUGGAUGUCACUUCCGGAUUUCUCAGUGAUAGGGACAACUUUAAAAAAUCUAUAUGCCAAUGCUGUGGAAGUGCGGAGAAAAAAACGUAAAAAUAUGCGGUUAUUUGUCCCUGUGCGAUCUAAUGUACGAAGUGUUUCCAAAGAAUCUCUGAUUUAUUUUACAAAAUCUCCUGACUACUGCAGUCCGGAUCCAAAGACGGGAUCUAUAGGAACCAAAGGGAGGUUCUGCAGCAGCGAAAGCUCUGGAUGGGGCGGAUGUGACGCAAUGUGUUGUGGGCGGGGCUACCGAAGCUUCACCAAAACUAUAGUAGAACGUUGUGAAUGCAAAUAUUACUGGUGUUGUUACGUCAAAUGCAAAACGUGCGAAAAAACUCUUCACUUAAACGUUUGUAGGUAGUGUGUACUUGUUUUAAACUUCAGAGUUUGUUCGUUUACGAUAUAUUCUUCAGUGGACACCGUCAAUAUUCAUGUACAUCUGCCCUGGACUUUUGAGGGUGUAUGCAGAAACCUCACCCCAAAGAGGAAUAGGACAUGCUGCCAGAAUAUCGUGUGGAUUUGCCUUUUGUUGUAAUAAGGACGCAAAAUGAAUCCAGAAAAAAAGCCACGAUAUUAUUGCAAAUUAAAACGUCAUAUCGUCACUAUUGAUGUCAGUCAUUUGACUUUUUCUUCAGUUACAGUGUACAUUAUGAAACGUUAUGAAAUUGAGGUAGGAGUUCAAAGUUCAGUGCACCAUGUACUAAUACACUGCCAAUUGUAUUUCAUGAAAUCCAGUUGAGGUAUGUUUUGAUAAUUCAUUACAUACAUAUAAUGGUAUGUAUGUAGUGGAUGCUUCUCAAAUGGUUGUCAUUGAUAUCAACGUUGGAGAUUGUAGAUACGAUAAUUAUAUUUAUAUAAUAUAUAUAUAGUGAUGUAUAUAAACAUGUAUCUAUUAAUUGUCGGUUUUUACUUUUAUUUAAUAAUGUCGUCAAAUAUUACAUGUACACUGUGGUCCAUUUCCAUUAUAGAUAUACACAGUUUAGUAUUAUCCAUAUAUAGUUUUAUAUUUAAAAUAUUUCAUAUCGACGUUUAAAGCACAUUAUUUGGGGUUUUUUUCUUCUGAAUAAUAUAUUUAUAUUUACAUGUAUGGUAGCUCGUAACGGUUCAUGAUAGAGAAUGUGGCAAUAUGAAAUUAGAUAGGGUUGAUCUUUAUGAACCCACUAUCGUUCUGUUGCCGGUAUCAAUGGUUUAAAUUAUAUUUUCCGGUACUUUUAACUCCGAACAUUUUUGAUAAGUUCGAAUUCUUGUCCCCAUGUGUCACAAAUUGUGUCUUUAAAUCGGACACGUCAAUAGCAAAAUGAUGUUUAAAGUUCGGUCUCUUAUCAUGUAAACAUUGGGGUUGUUUGAAAUGUCGUAUAUAAGAUCCGCUUAAAAGUCCAAACACUUUAUACAUGUGUGCAUCGAACUACCGAUAUCAAUAUUCUGAAUAAUACUCGCAAAAAUAUCCCCGUGAAAUCUUCUUAAAUCACCCUAUUGUCAGAUAAAGAAUUGAACUGAAACACGUCAUAUGCCUUUUCUCUCUUACCAGAGCACCACAAUAAAAGCAGCCCUCAAACAAACGGUUCAUAACUGGAGACACAUUCAAAAUAAAUCAAGAUAUACAUGAAAUUAAAUUAAUGAAUAUAGUUGUAGAAGUUGCAUAUUUUGAUCCGUGGUUUUUUUUAUGCAAACAAUUUAUUCUAAAAAAUAUUUACAUACAUGUAUAUAUUUAAAUACAUGCCCAUUGAUCACGUGGUUGAAGUUGAUUUUCUUAAUUUUUAGAUUUGUUUAAAACACUAAAACCAGUAAGACCAGUUGUACUUAAGAGCCAAAAUGAGGCUGAUUCUAGUACAUCUAACUAUGUGAAGAUAUGCGACUGAUUCUAGUACAUCUAACUAUGUGAAGAUAUGAGAUUGAUUCUAGUACAUCUAACUAUGUGAAGAUAUGAGAUUGAUUCUAGUACAUCUAACUAUGUGAAGAUAUGAGACUGAUUCUAGUACAUCUAACUAUGUGAAGAUAUGAGACUGAUUCUAGUACAUCUAACUAUGUGAAGAUAUGAGACUGAUUCUAGUACAUCUAACUAUGUGAAGAUAUGAGAUUGAUUCUAGUACAUCUAACUAUGUGAAGAUAUGAGACUGAUUCUAGUACAUCUAACUAUGUGAAGAUAUGAGAUUGAUUCUAGUACAUCUAACUAUGUGAAGAUAUGAGAUUGAUUCUAGUACAUCUAACUAUGUGAAGAUAUGAGACUGAUUCUAGUACAUCUAACUAUGUGAAGAUAUGAGACUGAUUCUAGUACAUCUAACUAUGUGAAGAUAUGAGACUGAUUCUAGUACAUCUAACUAUGUGAAGAUAUGAGAUUGAUUCUAGUACAUCUAACUAUGUGAAGAUAUGCGACGGAUUCUAGUACAUCUAACUAUGUGAAGAUAUGAGACUGAUUCUAGUACAUCUAACUAUGUGAAGAUAUGAGACUGAUUCUAGUACAUCUAACUAAGGUGAAGAUAUGAGACUGAUUCUAGUACAUCUAACUAUGUGAAGAUAUGAGACUUAUUCUAGUACAUCUAACUAUGUGAAGUUAUGAGAUUGAUUCUAGUACAUCUAACUAUGUGAAGAUAUGAGACUGAUUCUAGUACAUCUAACUAUGUGAAGAUAUGAGAUUGAUUCUAGUACAUCUAACUAUGUGAAGAUAUGAGACUGAUUCUAGUACAUCUAACUAUGUGAAGAUAUGCGACUGAUUCUAGUACAUCUAACUAUGUGAAGAUAAGAGAUUGAUUCUAGUACAUCUAACUAUGUGAAGAUAUGAGACUGAUUCUAGUACAUCUAACUAUGUGAAGAUAUAGGUAUUAGGUUUUAAAUCGGAGUCCACAAACUGUACAUGUUUUUACACCUGGACCUCUAUGAAAAAAAACUAUGAUGCUUAUUGUUGUGAUGUAAAUAAUAUAAAUAUACUUAAGUUUAUAAAAUGAAAUAAAUGUUCUUAUAUUUUUA